AUGAGCGUUGACAUUGAAAAGCAGCAGCCACCAGCGGCUGACGGCGCCGCCACCGGCCCCGAUCCCCAGCACCACCACGGCGGCGGCGAUGAGUUAUUUACAAACAGCGUGUCGCAGUCGACGCAGCAGUCGACAGAGUCCCUCGGCAGGAUUCGGUCUCACAAUGGCUACGGCAUCGACGAGGAGCAGCCUGAACGGUCGCGAGUCGCCCCAUCGUAUUCACAGGAGAAGGACCCUUAUGAGGUAGGGUGGGAUAACGGUGCCAACGAUCCCCUAUGUCCCUGGAGCUUCAAAAAGGCCAAGAAAUGGGCCAUUGUCUCUAUCCUUUGCGCGGGGAGUUUCACAGUUACCAACAUCAGCUCCGGCUACACAUCAACAUACGAGCAGAUGGAAGCCGAGUUUGGCAACUCGCGCAUCAUCUCCGUCCUCGGUCUGUCCCUUUUCGUGCUCGGCAUCGCCUUUGGGCCCAUGCUCUUCGGUCCUCUGAGCGAGUUCUACGGCCGUCGGCCCAUCUACCUGGUGGCCUGGGUCGUGUUUGUGGCCUUUCUGUUCCCCGGCGCCUUUGGCACCAACAUCCAGACCAUUCUCGUUUCGCGCUUCUUUGGUGGCUUCUCGGGCAGCGCCUUCCUCGCCGUCUCGGGCGGCACAGUCGGCGAUCUGUUCCAGCGGCACGAGCUGCAGGCGCCCAUGGUGCUCUUCUCGCUGGCGCCGUUCCUCGGCCCGACGGCCGGCCCGCUGAUUGGCGGCUUCAUCAACUACAAUGUGCACUGGCGCUGGACGUACUACGUCUUCCUCAUCUGGACUGGCGUGCUGCUCGUCGCCGUCGUCCUGUUCGUGCCUGAGACGUACCACCCGAUCCUGCUCCGGAACAAGGCCCGCGGCAUGCGCAAGCGCACCGGUGACGACCGCUGGCUGGCGCCGACGGAGAAGACGCAAAAGUCGGUUAUUCGUGCCAUCGGUAUCUCGUUGCUGCGGCCCAUGCAGCUUCUCGUGUUUGAACCCAUGUGUCUGAAUCUCUGUCUGCUGUCUGCGAUGCUGCUCGGUAUCCUGUACCUCUUCUUCGGUGCCUUUGCGCUCGUCUUUUCUACCAAUUAUGGCUUCAAUCUGUGGCAGAUCGGCAUGGCCUUUAUCCCCAUCUGCGUCGGCAUGUUCAUUGCGAGCGCGACAGAUCCUCUGUGGCACCGCUAUCGCAUGGGCCUCGUGGCCAAGCUUGAGCAGGAGACGGGCAUCAAGGGCAAGGCCGAGCCAGAGUUCCGCCUGCCGCCGGCGGUGGCUGGCGCGGUGCUGGCACCAGUGGGUGUCUUUAUCUUUGCGUGGACGUCGUAUCCGCAUGUUCAUUGGAUCGCACCGAUGAUUGGCGAAGCGAUUUUCGGAGCUGGCAUCGUACUAGUAUAUACCGGCAUCUUCACCUUCUUGGUCGAUGCGUAUCCCACAUACGCCGCCAGCGCUCUGGCUGCCAACGCCUUUAUUCGCUGCUUGUUUGCAACUGCUUUCCCUCUUUUUGGAAACCAAAUGUACCACAAGCUCGGCUUUCAAUGGGCAUCCACGCUUCUGGCAUUCCUGCUGCUCGCGAUGAUGCCUUUUCCUUUCAUCUUCUUCCGCUACGGCAAGCAAAUCCGAAAGAAGAGUCGAUACGCUACCACUGCGUAG
Molecule: messenger RNA, 1650 nt
Organism: Akanthomyces muscarius
Lineage: Eukaryota; Fungi; Ascomycota; Sordariomycetes; Hypocreales; Cordycipitaceae
Exons: 3
Coding region: 1-1650 (549 amino acids)
Biological process (GO): transmembrane transport
Molecular function (GO): transmembrane transporter activity
Source: RefSeq, a predicted model, not a curated record